AUGAAGGCCUUAGUCGCGGACCGCUCUAUCGUGAGCCGUCUUUCAAAUUAUUCGUGCGGCCAUCCGUCUGGAGAUGGCGUCAAGAUACAAACAAUUCCCGUUCCCGAGAUUUUGGCCAACGAAAUUCUCGUUCGCGUACGAUCCGUCGCACUCAAUCCAACCGACUUCAAACAUAUCGAUAUUGUUUCUCCUCGAGGAGCUAUCAUUGGCUGCGAUUAUUCGGGAACAGUCGCCAGAGCAUUAUACAUGGAGGACUCUACGCCGACCGCGGUUCUUUUGGUAGAGUAUCUCAAGAUCCCUGGUGAUCUUGCCUGGAAAGUACCCUCAUCUGUAAGCGAUGAAGAAGCGGCUACAUUUGGAGUCUCCGCUGUCACCGCGAUGCUAGCCCUAAAUGCUCGUUUGGGCGUUCCUUGGCUAGACUCAGGCAAGAGUCAAGGACAAGAAGACACCCCGAUCUUCAUCUACUCGGGCUCCACAGCGGCUGGGCUUUACUCCAUUCAACUUGCAAAGCUCGCGGGACUGAAAGUUGUGACAACCGCAUCUCCAAAGUCUCAUGACCUGGUCAAGGAGUACGGUGCGGACGACGUGUUUGAUUAUCGGUCUCCAACCGCCGCCGAAGACAUCAUUCGAGCCUAUCCCAACAUCGACAGAGCCUUGGAUUGUUUUUCAGAGGGCACUUCGACGGAGUUCUGCGCCAAUGUGGUUCGCAGGAACCGAGGAUGGGUUGUGACAUUGUUGGAUUCCGGCAAAAAGGAUCUGGAUGGCGUGAGAGUCGAUUUCAUGUUGGCUUACUCGGUUUUCAAUGCCGAGUUCCAGUGGCUACCACCAGUGGGACCAAAGUUUCACAAAGUGCCAUCUGACAAUGACGCUUUGCGCCGAUUCUACGCGGCGUUGCCUGAGAUCGCACUGAAAUUGAAGACGCCUCCCUUGAAAAAUAUUGAUGGCGGGCUAGAGAACCUAACUACAGGUCUCGAUUUGCUUCGUCAAGGGAAGGUGUCGGGAACUAAGCUGGUUGCGACCGUUUUUUGA
Molecule: messenger RNA, 1029 nt
Organism: Penicillium daleae
Lineage: Eukaryota; Fungi; Ascomycota; Eurotiomycetes; Eurotiales; Aspergillaceae
Product: zinc-binding alcohol dehydrogenase family protein
Exons: 2
Coding region: 1-1029 (342 amino acids)
Molecular function (GO): oxidoreductase activity, acting on NAD(P)H
Source: RefSeq, a predicted model, not a curated record